This is a messenger RNA of Salvia hispanica, 1218 nucleotides long. Its product is annotated as flavonoid 8-O-methyltransferase 1-like. Lineage: Eukaryota; Viridiplantae; Streptophyta; Magnoliopsida; Lamiales; Lamiaceae. Gene Ontology annotation, molecular function: protein dimerization activity; O-methyltransferase activity. The record is from RefSeq and is a predicted model, not a curated record.
GUAACAAUUGCAAAACUACAAUCCAAAAAAUGGCAUUGCCUAAUACAGUAGUAGAUUCCACCACCCAAGAGCUGCUAGAAGCUCAAUCUCAUGUGUGGAAUCUAACAUUCAGCUUCAUAAAUUCAAUGUGCCUAAAAUCAGCUCUUGAAUUAGGCAUUCCCGAUGCCAUCCACAAACACAACAAACCCAUCACAAUCUCCGAAUUAGCCGACGCCCUUUCCAUCCCCAAAUCCAAAUCUCACGCCCUCUUCCGCCUAAUGCGCGUCCUCGUCCAUUCCAAGGUCUUCGCCAAGGCGGGAGAGGACGCGUACGCGCUAACAGGGACUUCUCGUCUCCUUCUGCGAGACGAGCCCUUGAGCUUCUCCCCUUUCGCACUAUCCAUGGUCGAUCCGGUUGUGGUGGAUUCGUUCCACCACGUGACGGAUUGGCUCAGGGACGACGACCCGUCGUCCCUGAGCCCGUUCUUCCUCAAGAACGGGAAAACUCCUUGGGAGUUCGCGGGGGAGGACGAGAAGUGGAACCGAAUGUUUAAUGAUGGGAUGGCUAGUGACGCGAGGCUCCUUGGAGGCGUUCUUAUUGAGAAGUGUAAGCAUGUUUUUGAAGGUUUGGCAACUGUGGUCGACGUGGCGGGUGGGACCGGGGCAGUUGCGAAGGCGGUUGCGGAGGCCUUCCCUGGUUUGAAGUGUGUGGUGCUUGACCUCCCGCAUGUGGUUGAGGGGCUUCAAGGCUCUGAGAAUCUCAGAUUUGUUAGUGGAGAUAUGCUUCACUUUAUUCCUCCUGCUGACGCAGUUAUACUCAAGUGGAUACUUCACGACUGGAGUGACGAAGAAUGUAUUAAAAUUCUGAAAAAUUGCAAAGAAGCAAUAACUUCAAGCAAAGAAAAUUGUGGAAAAGUGAUUAUUGUGGAUAUGGUUGUGGAUUUGGAGAAACAAGAAGAAAAGGGCAUUGAAACACAACUAUAUUUUGAUGUGCUGAUGAUGGCGGGGCCUGCUGGAAAAGAGAGAACUGAAAAAGAGUGGGCUAAGCUUUUUAAUAAUUCUGGCUUUCAAAAUUAUAAGAUCACUCCUAUUUUAGGAUUGAGGUCGGUCAUUGAACUAUUUCCCUAAUGCUUCUUGGUUUUCGAAAUUGCAAGAUUUCUCCUAUUUUAGGAUUGAAUUUUGGAAUUGAUGUGUAUUUUCUUAAUGGUUGUUUAUGUUAAAUUAAAUUUUAUUUUGGUAA